CCCAUGCAUAACGAGGUAGUACUGCGUGUUUAUGACUUGAGCAACGGUCAAGCCAAAGCGAUCAGUAAGAAACUUCUUGGUGUACAGCUGGAUGGCAUAUGGCACACAUCUAUCGAGGUGUUUGGCAGUGAGUACUUCUUCAGUACGCAGAUAAUGAAGUGUGUGCCUGGAAUGACGAAAUAUGGACUGCCCGUGCACGUGCACAAUCUCGGUGCCUCCAAUAAGACAAUAGUUGAGCUGGAGGAGGAGCUGUCCAAGCUCAAAAAGAAGUUCAAUUUUAAGACGUACAACGUGCUGCUCAACAACUGCAAUCAUUUCUCGGAUGAUGUGGUUUUCUUCUUGCUUGAGAAGAAUCUGCCCAAGUAUAUCAUGGAAAUACACGAGAGUGUUCUAAGGACACCUCUUGCGGCAUCUUUCAUCGGGAUGGGCAACCAAUUCAAUCCCGGUGCUGAAUGAAAAAUAAAAAGAUGUAUAGAGAGAAUUUACCGGGCACUUUUCGUUUAGUCUCGUCAGUAUUUGAGUAUGUCCUUGAAAAUCGUUCAAUUCUUGCUCAGUAAAUAUCUUGUGCCAA
Molecule: messenger RNA, 571 nt
Organism: Vavraia culicis subsp. floridensis
Lineage: Eukaryota; Fungi; Microsporidia; Pleistophoridae
Exons: 1
Coding region: 4-456 (150 amino acids)
Biological process (GO): protein modification by small protein removal
Molecular function (GO): peptidase activity
Source: RefSeq, a predicted model, not a curated record